AUGUCUCACGCCCUGAUCUUUGGAGCCUCUGGGAUAUCUGGCUGGGCGCUGCUCAACCAAAUCACAACGUAUCCUACCCCGACUACCUUUUCUCGGAUCACUGGUCUUUCAAACAGACCCCUCACUCUAGAUCAGGCACAGCUUCCAGCCGACUCGCGACUGAAUCUUGUGAGCGGGAUCGAUCUGACUAAAUCGGUCUCUGAGGUUGUGAGGUUGUUAAGGGAAAGGGUCGAAGAUGUAGAAAGCAUCUCGCAUGUUUUCUUCACCGCAUAUAUCCAGACUGGGGACUUUGAAAGCCUCAAGAAAGUCAACACAGACCUCCUGAGAGUUGCCAUUGAAGCGGUAGAACAAGUUUCAACCAAACUCGAAUCAUUCGUUUUACAGACCGGAGGCAAAGGCUACGGUCUAGAAUUCCCCGACAAAGUCAACAUUCAAGUCCCCCUCCACGAAUCCACACCUCGCAUCCCCAAACCCUACGCCAGCAAAAUCUUCUACUACACCCAAUACGACCUCCUGACAGAAAAGUCGCGCGGAAAACCCUGGACGUUUACCGAAAUCCGUCCCGAUGGCAUCAUAGGCUUUACGCCCACGUCCAACGCAAUGAACCUAUCCCAAGGCAUCGGUCUGUACCUCUCCAUCUACAGAGCCGUACACGGCAAACACGCCGUCGUAACUUUUCCAGGCAACGUGCGCGGAUACCAUUCUACGCACUCUGAUACGUUCCAAGACGUGCUUGCCAAGAUGGAAAUCUACGCUGCGACACAUGCAAAAGAGUGCGGCAACGGCCAGGUAUUUAACGUUGCUAAUGGCGCAGCAUCUGUUACCUGGGCGCAGAUAUGGCCAAAGCUAGCUGAGCACUUUGGUCUCGAGGGCCAAGUUCCUCCUGCUGCGCCUGAUGAUACCACUGCUGCGACUGUUCCGAUGGAGAAAUUUGUCAGGGAUCAUAUCGAGGCGUGGAAGCUGCUUGCGAAGAAGCAUGGGCUCAAGGAAGCUGUUGUCGAUGAGCAGAAUUGGGCGUUUGUGCACUUUAUGCUUGUGCAGUUUGAUUUUGAUAGGCAGUAUGAUUUGAGUAGGAGUCGCGAGGUGGGAUUCAUGGAGGAGAUUGAUACGGCGGAAGGGUAUUUCAUUUCCUGGGAGAGAAUGAGGAAGGCGAAGAUUUUACCGCCCGUGGAGGCGUAG
Molecule: messenger RNA, 1179 nt
Organism: Alternaria postmessia
Lineage: Eukaryota; Fungi; Ascomycota; Dothideomycetes; Pleosporales; Pleosporaceae
Exons: 3
Coding region: 1-1179 (392 amino acids)
Source: RefSeq, a predicted model, not a curated record